This is a messenger RNA of Harmonia axyridis, 572 nucleotides long. RefSeq names its product huntingtin-interacting protein K-like. Gene Ontology annotation, biological process: protein stabilization; negative regulation of apoptotic process. Lineage: Eukaryota; Metazoa; Arthropoda; Insecta; Coleoptera; Coccinellidae. The coding region runs from base 144 to 515 and encodes 123 amino acids. The transcript has a single exon. The record is from RefSeq and is a predicted model, not a curated record.
UCUUUCUAGGUUAGAGUUAAGAUAGCUCUUUGGUUUGGUUUAUUGAAUUUCAUUUUCAUUUAAUAAAUAAAAAGUUGACUCUUUUACCAUAAAAUCAAAACUAAUUUGCAGAAACUGAUACAUACAUAAAUAUAUCUCAAAUAAUGGCGAAAGAAGAAAAUCUAAAUGGCAACGUUGAUGGAGAUGAUUCCCUAGAAGAAAAAUCGCAAAAAGAGAAGAAAACAGCAAAGUAUGAUAGUGGUGCGGCAGAUUUAGAAAAAGUUACAGAUUAUGCUGAAGAAAAAGAAAUUUCCUCUCAAGACGUGGCAAAUGCAAUAACUGCUAUUGGAGAUAGAAGAAACAAGGAAGCUUUGGAGAAGCAAGCACGAGAAAAAGAACUAUUGAAAGUUUCUAUCAAGAAAGAAGAUGUAGAUCUCAUAGUGAACGAAAUGGAAAUUUCCAGAACUAAGGCAGAAAGAUUUUUGAGGGAAUAUCAUGGGAAUGUAGUAGAUGCCUUAAUAGCUUUAACAAAUUGAAAUGUAUUCAAUAAAAUCACGUUGACAUGUAUGCCAAAAUACAAUUUUUUUAAUUGA